AUGUACCCCCACCCCGAAAUUAUCACGGAACUCGAUGACUUGGGAGAGAGCCCGCCUGAUGCUGGUAGCACUGCUCCGCCGGGCGUUCCUCCUCCUGUGCAUACCAACGAAGCUGUAAGUUCUUCUCUCAUCCUACAUGUUUUUGCCCUGCUGUCCGCGCUUCACGUAGGGUUACGUCGGGUUGAGUCAACAUUCUUAGUAAUCACUCCAGGACUUUUAUUGGCAGACGUUUGA
Sparassis crispa is the source of this 234-nucleotide messenger RNA. RefSeq lists its product as hypothetical. Lineage: Eukaryota; Fungi; Basidiomycota; Agaricomycetes; Polyporales; Sparassidaceae. The transcript has a single exon. The record is from RefSeq and is a predicted model, not a curated record. Bases 1 to 234 code for a protein of 77 amino acids.